Molecule: messenger RNA, 795 nt
Organism: Rosa rugosa (rugosa rose)
Lineage: Eukaryota; Viridiplantae; Streptophyta; Magnoliopsida; Rosales; Rosaceae
Exons: 7
Coding region: 82-675 (197 amino acids)
Molecular function (GO): RNA binding
Source: RefSeq, a predicted model, not a curated record
UGUUCUUAGUCUUCCUUUUAACUUUACUUUCUUGGUUUUUGUAAUUGUGAAUAUAUAUGAAGUUUGGGAACAGACAGACGCAUGCGUUUGUUUAGAACAAUAUGCAGGUCGAAUUCGGAGGAUCUGAACAAAGUGUGGAAGGAAGAGGUGGAAUCCGUCUUUGCAUCUCAUGGCCUAACCUGCAGAUUGAAUAAGGAUGAGUGUAAAAUGAUCCUGGAAACAGGUAAUACUGAGGACGAAGAUAUCAUUAAUAGGGCUAGGCGUGCUCUCUGUGUUCUAGCAUGUGGUCUGAGCACACAAUGGGUUAAACCAAUAUUGCUCGGACAAAUCUAUUGUGAUGCUAUAAAGAUAGAGAAACCAGAUGAGAUGAGUGAGGAAGAAUUUUCAAGCAAUUAUGAUGAUUUCAUCGACAAAUUUGAAAAGUUAUAUGAACUCCAGCGCAAGUGGUACUGCUUUGUUCUUUUUUUUGAAGAAUGUAUAACGGUUCUGGCUACUUCGUUUCAAGCAACAAGCGCAGUGAUGUCCCUUGUUCGAGAAAGCCUUUUCGGCACUAUCCCCUUUCAAGAUAAUGUUGAGAUACUGAUAAGAUGUAUAGAAAAUUACGAUCAGGAGGAAAAAACUUUAACAAAUAAUCUAGAGUUGUUCUGCUCUUUGCUUGCUGGAGUUAGUGAAUAAGUCAAUAAGAUUUAAACUACAUAAUUGCCAGCGAGGUCAUAGAAAUUCUCGUUGGAAAAUGGUUAAGACCCUGACUCUCUACAGGAAGUUAUAAUAAAUUGUUGGUACCCUGUUCUGGCU